This is a messenger RNA of Thermothielavioides terrestris NRRL 8126, 2082 nucleotides long. RefSeq lists its product as uncharacterized. Lineage: Eukaryota; Fungi; Ascomycota; Sordariomycetes; Sordariales; Chaetomiaceae. The transcript has 3 exons. The record is from RefSeq and is a predicted model, not a curated record. Gene Ontology annotation, biological process: GABA catabolic process. The coding region runs from base 314 to 1918 and encodes 534 amino acids. Gene Ontology annotation, molecular function: succinate-semialdehyde dehydrogenase (NAD+) activity.
GCACGCCCGAGAGCCGUGGUUAAUUCGCAGUUCCCAACGCAACCGGGUCGGCGACGUCAUCAUCUCUACCCGCAAGCUGCAACUGCAACUUGCAGCAGAGGGCCUCCAGCUAUCAAGGGGGACGAAACACUGGGCAACUCGAGGCUCGCAAAUCACACGGCAAUUCGAAGCAUUGGCGGCUGGCCGAGCUGCUGUGGUGCACGCUUGGCAUCCGGAUACACACUGUGGUAAUCCGAACCUCGGUACUCAGUACCGUUUCCUCGGACUCGGCCACCUGCCGCCGCAUUUCGCAUUCCGCGUUCCAUAUUCCCGGAUGGCCUUCCUACAAAGGGCGCUCUUCCCCGCCUCACGGGCCGUAGCAGCGCGGUCUCAGUUCCGGCGGUCAGCGCUGCCAGCCAUAGCCAACCCCUUCGUGCGUCUGUCGUCCACUAUGAGGCCCAAGCUCAGAGACCCGUCGCUGUUCAAGGAGAAUGUGUGCUAUGUCAAUGGCGAGUGGGUGGCGGCCGGGUCGGGCAAGACAUUCGAGGUCCAUGACCCAGCCACGGGCGAGCUCAUCGGCACCUGCCCCGAGUUCGACGCCCAGGAUACCGAGAAAGCGAUCAAGGCAGCCGAAGUGGCUUUCGAGGAGUUCCGGCACAGGACGGGCCGCGAGCGCUCCAAGCUGCUCCGGAAAUGGUACGACCUCAUGGUGGAAAACGCCGGCGACCUGGCCACCCUCAUCACCUGGGAGAAUGGGAAGCCAACCGCGGACGCCAAGGGCGAGGUGACGUACGCGGCCAACUUCCUCGAGUGGUUCAGCGAGGAAGCGCCGCGCAUCUACGGCGACACCAUCCCCUCGUCGGUCCCGGGCAACCGCGUGUUCACCAUCAAGGAGCCCGUCGGCGUCUGCGGCCUCAUCACUCCGUGGAACUUCCCCGCCGCCAUGAUUACCCGCAAGAUCGGCCCAGCCCUGGCCGUCGGCUGCACCGUGGUGUGCAAGGCCCCCGGUGAGACCCCGUACACGCCCCUCGCGCUGGCCGAGCUCGCCCACCGCGCCGGCAUCCCCAGGGGAGUUGUCAACGUCAUCACGGCGCUCAACAACACCGCCGAAGUGGGGCAAGUCCUGACGACGAACCCGACGGUCCGCAAGGUCUCCUUCACCGGCUCCACCCCGGUCGGCAAGCUGCUGAUGAAGCAGUGCGCCGGCACGCUGAAGAAGCUCUCGCUCGAGCUGGGCGGCAACGCGCCCUUCAUCGUCUUCGACGACGCCGACAUCGACCUGGCCGUGGCGGGCGCCAUCGCCUCCAAGUUCCGCUCGUCGGGCCAGACGUGCGUUUGCGCCAACCGCAUCUUCGUCCAGCGCGGCGUCUACGACGAGUUCGCGGCCAAGUUCGCCGACAAGGUGCGCGCCUUCCGCGUCGGCAACGGCUUCCAGCAGGGCGUCACCCACGGCCCGCUGAUCCACCAGCGCGCCGUCGACAAGGUCGAGCAGCACGUGCGCGACGCCCAGCAGAAGGGCGCCACCGUCGUGCUGGGCGGCCACAAGCUACCGGACCUGGGGCCCCACUUCUUCCAGCCGACCGUGCUGACGGGCAUGACGGCCGAGAUGGCCAUGGCGGCCGAGGAGACGUUCGGCCCCGUCGCCGGCCUGUUCCCCUUCGACACCGAGGAGGAGGUGGUCCGGCUGGCCAACGCGACGCCCGUCGGGCUCGCCGGCUACUUCUUCUCGCGGGACCUGCACCGCGUGCACCGCGUCGCCGAGCACCUCGAGGUGGGCAUGGUCGGCGUCAACACGGGCCUGAUCUCGGACCCGGCCGCGCCGUUCGGCGGCGUGAAAGAGAGCGGCUUCGGCAGGGAGGGCUCCCUGUACGGCGUGGCCGAGUACCAGGUCACCAAGAUGGUCACGUACGGCGGGAUGGGCCGGCCGUUGCAGAGGUGAGGGCACAUGUGUGCGCCGACGGGAAUGCACUGAUUCUUGACGGUCUGAUGACGGAGUGAGUCACAAUGACCUGCUCGAGAUUGGAGAUACUCGGCAGGCGUUUGCUAGCUCCCGGCUAAACAGUUUAUCUAGCUAUCGAUGUUAAGGGCGACUUGGAGGAUCCU